Lytechinus pictus (painted urchin) is the source of this 3235-nucleotide messenger RNA. RefSeq names its product annexin A5-like. Bases 465 to 1505 code for a protein of 346 amino acids. NCBI's taxonomy places the organism in Eukaryota, Metazoa, Echinodermata, Echinoidea, Temnopleuroida, Toxopneustidae. Gene Ontology annotation, cellular component: sarcolemma; cytoplasm. Gene Ontology annotation, molecular function: calcium-dependent phospholipid binding; calcium ion binding. The record is from RefSeq and is a predicted model, not a curated record. The transcript is spliced from 14 exons.
ACAGAAAAAAAUGGUCACUAGAGAAAGUUAGUAUAAUUUUUACGACACGAUUCUUUAUAAGACUCAUUUGCUUCCUCCACACAUCGUAAGAAAUAGAAUUAUGACAAACGAAUUAUCAUUUGAAUCUUCAAGUCAAAAUUGUUUAUAAAACCAUGUUUUUUAACCAACAGUUUCCAUGGAUAUGAUUUUCCUGUGGUUAAUAUUUUCAUUGGUUCAGUAACCUUGGCAGAGGAAAAAUAUCAUCACAUGCAACAUUUCUGCAACCCUUUGGCAAAUAUGGUUGUCAAUAAUAUUCUUACAUGUUUACCUUUGUUCUGAGGAGAAAAGAAAAUCUAAAAAAUUUAUACCAUUCAGUUGUGCAGCUGACUCCGAGCAAGAAGCCUCAAACUGUUUCCUUCAAAUAGUGGUCUUCAAGGAAAGUGGCAUAUCUUCGCAUCUGGAAUUAUUGAGAGCUUGUAUUCAGUAUGGGUCAGACCGAAUCAUCGUCAUCGGGAAAUGCAGGAGCAGGCGUAACGGGAACUAUCACGCCUGCUAACCCUUUCGACAAGGAUGCAGACGCUACGGCUCUUUACGAAGCUAUGGCCGGAUUUGGUACGGACGAGGAAGCCAUCAAUGCCAUUCUUACCAAGAGGUCAAACGGUCAAAGACAGGAGAUCAAGGAAGCUUUUAAGCUCAAGUAUGAGAAGGAACUCGUUGACUGCUUGAAGGAUGAACUGAGUGGUGAUUACAGAAAGACUAUCAACGCCAUGAUGGCCGAACCUCCCGUAAUGAUAGCGCGAUGCAUCAAAGAAAUUUGCGAAUGUGGAGGUGAUGAGAUGGAGAAGGCUCUACUCGAGAUCAUCUACCCAUUAAAUCCAAAUGAUGUGCUGGCCAUCGCCGCUGCAUAUAAAGAGACUUUCACCACUGACUUGACCGAAGAUGUGAUGAAAGCCGAUGAUAAGGGAGCGUUCAAGAAUGUGAUCGGUAACAUCCUAGUGGGGGAACGUUCAACUUCAGUAUUCCCAAACAUGGUCCAGGCAGCUGAUGAUGCUGCUUACUUUUUCAAAACGAUACCAGAGGAUUGGCAGCUGCCUAAUGAACGCGUUGAGGAACUCUUCGGUAAGGCCAGUAUCGCCCAGCUGAGUCAAACCUUCGCCCAAGCCAAUGCGCAAUUCCAGGCCAACAAGCAGAGUUUGGAAACAGUUGUAAAGGGUAGUAAAAUGGCUGAAAAUCAGAAAGCUGCCUUCAGUAUCAUUUUUGAGAGUAUCCACCAACCGAUUCUCUUCUACGCCGAUUCUCUGUACUAUGCGAUGAAGGGAUUAGGUACCAAUGAUGAUAAACUCAUCCGAAUCGUCGUUGGCAGAUCCGAGAUCGAUCUGGCUUCUAUAAAGGUGAUGUUCAUGGAGAAGCACGCUACACCGCUAGCUACCAUGGUCACUGAUGAUACCAGUGGAGACUAUAAGAACGUGCUUCUUGGUAUCAUCAACGCCAAUGAGACGGCCACCACUCAAUCGACAACCAACUAGUCAUCGCAUUAACUAGUCAGCACAUCAAAUAUUCAGUAUAUCACCAAGUCAUCACAUGUUCAGCGCAACAAUUAGUCAUCAUAUCAAAUAGUCAAUACAUCAACCAGGCAAUGCACCAACUAGUCAUAUCAUAUCACCUCAUUAACUAGUCAUCCAACUAACUAGUCAGCAUAUUAACUUGUCAUCACAUCAUAAUUAUAUUCAGUGGCGGCACCGAGGGAAGAUAGGGGGGUAUGGAGACAUCCCCUAUAGUUCAAAUGCCCUCCCCCUCCUUUGUCCCGAGGCAAACUCUGAAAAAAGUAAUGAAGGGGAUACAAAUGGAGAGUAAUCCGCCCUUGCACCCCUUCAUUAUUUCAAUUUGCCCUCCAUUAGCCCAAUCACUAUACAACAUCCUAGUAUUGCCGCUACAAAUAAUUGUCACAUCAACUACAACCAGGGGCGGAUCCAGGAUUUUCCAGAAGGGGAGCACAUUUUCCUAUGAAAAUUUGACAAGUAAAAAAAGGUUUUUUUAAAGGUUUUCACCUAAAAUCGGAGGUCAUUUUGUCGGCAGAAAAUUUGAAAAGCAAAAGAAAGAAAACAAAAGGUCCUUGCUUUCAAGGGGGGGGGGGGCACACUUGGGUAAAAGUGGUAUAUUUACUUUACAAAUUUUGAUUAUGGCUCUUAAAAAGGGGAGCACGGGCUGGCUGUGUCCCCCCCCCCCUGGAUCCGCCAGUGACUACAACUUAUUCAUCAUUUCACCUAGUCAGCAUAUCAACUAGUCUUCACAUAAAAUGAUCAUCACAUCAACUAGUCAGUACAUCACCUAGCAGUACAUCAACUAGUCAGCAUAUCGAAUAGUCAUCACAUCAGCCAACGGACUACUGCAUGCGUUUACCAUACCAGGUUAAGACUUGAAGUGCUUUGGAGCACAUGUAAAUACUUUUCCAUUUUAAGUAAUAAAGCAAUAUAUAUUAUACAUUUUAAUCGAUUGUAUAGACUCAUAAAGAUUGAAUUUCUCCUUACGAAUAUUCAAAGGCAUAUAUCACAUAUACGCUAGGUAUUCCUUUAAUGAAAAUGUAUUUUACUGGUAUUAUAAUUAUAAUUGUAAGUAUGUUACAUUGGACAAAACUUUGUGAAUUUUUAAAUUUUUGCAAUGGGAUAUGGAAUUUAUUUAUUGAUGAACCUGUGUGAGAGAAAAGAAACCCUAAUGUGAAAAAAAUAUUGAUCAAGGUUUAUUUAAAAAUGAUUUUAUUUCCUCUUUUGAUGGCAUGAAUGAAUGUAUUUAUGAAAGUAUUUUAUCCUCUUCGGUCAUUUAAAAGGUAAACAUUGGAAGUGUGGUUUUAUUUGUCUACACUUUUCGGAAUUUUGCAUUAUAUUACAUAUAUUUAUAUGAUUGUAAAAAUUAUGAAAAUCGCUUGAUUAAAUUAAUUUUCUCUUUUAUUCAUUCCAAAAUUUCGAUAAUAUGCAAUAGCUUUGAAUAUUUGAUUGUUCGUACAAAAUUAGAUUAUCUAAAUAUUAAUUAUUUUUCUCUGGAAAUAUAACUAUAUAUAGCUUUAUAAGGUAGAUAAUAAUCGUAAUGAGAAUAAAUAAAGAAGGGAAGCCAAAAUAAAGAAUUUGAAUAGUUUUCUGUUUAGUGUUUUGGGGUUUCCUGGAUAAUCUAUAUGUAUUAUAUAGAUAUGUAAAUUCCUUUGGAGAUAUUAUAUAAAGUAGAAAAAAGUCAAGAUGAAAAAGAAUAAAGAAGGGAAAAUAUG